Molecule: messenger RNA, 2750 nt
Organism: Pocillopora damicornis (cauliflower coral)
Lineage: Eukaryota; Metazoa; Cnidaria; Anthozoa; Scleractinia; Pocilloporidae
Molecular function (GO): protein binding
Source: RefSeq, a predicted model, not a curated record
AUGCCAGUGUUUCUUCUGAAAACGGCUAAAAACGCCGAUCUUGUACAUUCACCUUCUUGGAAGACCGGAAGUUUUGGUUUUCUAAGAAUUUUCGUCACUCCGAUUGGUUCUUGUGUCGUACAAACAUGGCGGCGAAAAUUCAAUGGAAGCAGAGUAUGUUGUGAGCAUGAUAUGCUAAUGAGAGUCCUGACAAGCCUUUUUUUGUGCUUACUUAUUGGAGCAAUUCGAAAUGUAAAUUGUUUAGAGACAAAGGAGGGAGAUGAACUCCCCUUUCAGUUGAAAGAUUUCCAAGAUGUAAUUUACACUGCCAACAGUUACGCUCUUGAGCUGAAUUGUACUGUCAAUUGGACACUCAAGAAGACUACAUCGAAACACUUUUUCGCAUGGAAACAUAACAAUACAUUGAUACCAAGCUGUUUCACCCGCACGAUUGAUAACAGCACUUUACAACUGAGGAAAAAUCACACCCAGUACGCAGACACUGGAGUUUAUAUUUGUGGAGUGUUCAGUAAUUCUUCAAAGCUUCCUAUUAUUACGUUUCAUCAAGUUAGAGUCAUAAUAGGAGUGAAACCAAAAGAGAUCACCCAAAAAUUGGUGAAGCUUGUGGAUGUUUAUGGACUCCCAGUGCCGCAAGUGUUGAGUGUACAAUGGAGUGCUCAGGAAGUAAAUGUGACUUAUGAACUUUUUGUCAGUAUGCACUAUGAUAUUACUACUUGGAGCUGUGUGUUUGACAGUCAAGCAUAUUGUAAGCAAAUACCUAGGUAUCUCAAUGAAACAUUAUCAUGUCAAGUGGGAGAGGACGUUAUAGAGAAUUUUGAUGUUCCUUGCAAGAAUACAGGAAUCAGGUGUGACAUUUUCUGUGCCAAAGUAAUCGCUAAAAAUCAGUUUGGAACAGUAGAAACUACACAUCCCAAGCACUGGAAUUUAAAACAUCAUGAGAUGUGUCCCCCUCUGGAGAAUGUGAAAGCUGUGUCAACAAGGGACUCUUUUACACUAACAUGGGAUCACCCACGCCUGGUGAAGAGCAAAGUUCCUUUGGAUUACCACAUCACUUACAAUUUCACUCGGAUACUAACAGGCCAGGGAACCAGAUACUCUAAAGUAGUUAGAGAUAACACUUCCUUCAGUGACAAUGCUGUACACUUUGCAAGAUAUAGUUUCCAAAUAACCUGCAGCAUGGCAGCUGAUCCGGACACAAAAGGUCCUCCUGUGAUUGCUCAAGUGAAGUCCAAAGAAGGAAUUCCUAGUGAGGCUCCAACGAGGUGUCAGGCAAACAAUAGGUUGUCACAUAGUGUGACUAUUGAGUUUAAGGUCCCGCCGGUCAACACUUGGAAUGGUAUACCUCGUGAGUUUUUGGUUUCUUAUGGUAACACUACUGAAAGAGUCAAAACAUCUCUGAAGGAGUUACAGGAAGGAUCCAAUGGCUCGGAUACACUGGAAGUAAAAUUGAACGGUCUUCAACCACACAGGAAUUACUCAGCAAUGGUUGCUAUUUGUACGGCUGUAGGUUGUAAAUGGGCAAGCAAUGAGUUGUGCAUCAUCAAUUCAGUGCCAAGCGAUGAGGUCAAUACAAAAGUUACCGAAAAACCUGAUCCCACCUUAUCUACAUAUAAAGUGCUCAAGGUUGUUGCUAUUGUCUGUGGAACAGUUGGUGGGUUAAGCCUCGCGUGCGUGUUUAUCGCCUAUCUACGCAAACGAAAACGGGUUGGUGCUCGAAAAAGUUCUUUGUGGACUGCAAUUGGAGGACCCUUGUUUCCGAAUGGUCACUGCGACUACCAAUAUAUGUCAAAUGAGAGAGGAAACUCUUCCGAAGAUUCUGAACUCUAUGAACGCAUCAACGUCACCAAACAAAGUAUUGAUCUUGGUGUGGGAAAAUUACCAGUUUCAAGGAUUGACUAAAUUACUCGACGGUAAAUUACAAAAUUUAAGCAUUACAGCCGAGCAUUAUAAUGAACUGGGGCAUCUAGGCUGUUUCUGCCUUUUCUGUCAUCUUAUUAUGUUAUAAAAUAAUUCUUAUUAUUGAUAGAAGUGAUAUCAGAAUAUACGAAAUGAAUUUACAUAAUCAAUUUAAAUAGAAUGUAAGACUUAUACCACACCAACAAAACAUGUUUAGUAAAACUGGGUUUGACUGAAUGAAAAUCAGGAAUAAAGAAAUGAAAAACUGAGUUCUCCUUAGUAUUCAAGUGAGAGCUAACCUGUGUAUUUGAAGUCGACCGACAUCAGUCUAAGCCGCUUUUAUGAAGAAAACAAUUUAAGACAAUUUUAAAUCAAUCAUGUUUAUUAAGCUUUGGUGUGACUGGGGUUUUAGACAGUAAAUUCAGGGAAUGGAAGGGUGAUUAUAGCAAGACUUACAUCAAUUGAAAUAGAAACUAUUUUCAAACUAAUAGUUGAAUACCUCAAAUAUUUUUAAAUGAGAGAGUAGAGUUUUUUAAGAGAUUAAGUAAAUGUAUUUUAAAGAGCUCCUUAAAGUUAGCGUACCCUAAGUUAAUAAAGGGGUAAGUUUCUAAAGAAACUGUGGUGCUGCGUUGGUAGGAGAGUAUAGUAGGUAAUUUGGUGUUAACAACUGAGUUGAAAUCGUUAAUUGGCCACCGUAAAGAGUAAAAAAACUGCCGUUUUGAGCGUCGGCCUUCGCAACCUAAGUUAAGUUAUGCUAAGACAAUAAUUUAUAAUUUGUAAAUAAUCGAUCACAAUUAGAAAAACUAUCUUGCGAUUUUUUGAGGUGUUACUAAUAGUGAAGGUAGCGUUUUUUU